This is a messenger RNA of Carica papaya (papaya), 1988 nucleotides long. RefSeq names its product DUF4378 domain protein. NCBI's taxonomy places the organism in Eukaryota, Viridiplantae, Streptophyta, Magnoliopsida, Brassicales, Caricaceae. The record is from RefSeq and is a predicted model, not a curated record.
UACCUCUCUCUUUCUUCUUUCUUCUCCUUCUACGUCUUUCUCUUUUAUAUAGCUUCUUCUCCCGCUCUCACUAUUCACUCCCCACUUCCAUCUCUUCUUCUCCUCCUUCCUCUUUUUUCCAAAAUCAGCACUUUCAUCCAUGGCUUCCUCUUCAGACCUCACAUACCCUAAACAAAGAAAGCAGUUUCCCAUCGAACGCAGACCUACCAUGCUCAAAGAUUUUCUCUCAGAAGAUUUCAGUUCGUGUUCCUCAAGUGGGUUCAAAUCGUUUCCUCGCGGACCCGCUGAGAAUCCCACUCUUACUCCGAUCGAAUUCUCUCUCUCUGUUGCAAAAAACCCACAAAGGAGGACCCGAUCAAAUGCAUUUCGAGCCGUCAUUAAGGCCGUCAAAAGCCUCCACUUCGCCACCGUUAAGUCCCCUUCAAUUUUACCCCGAAGCCUUUCACGGAGACUUUCCUCCAACAAGAACUCGUUCUCCACCAAAAGCGAAAAGAAAGAAUCCGAAGUCAAAGUCACCAUCAGAGUCAAAGAUAUCAUACGGUGGAGAUCGUUCCGAGACUUGAUCGACGAGGAGAAAUCUCCACCGUUGGAUUCCGCAUGCUCUCCUCAUCAUGGCACCACCACCACCACCACCACGGGGUCCACCACUACCAGCAGCAGCAGCAGCACUAGCAACAGCUCGAGCUGGUGCGAUAGUGAUUUUACCUCAGAAGUUUUACCACCGUGGGGCCGUAACUCGGACGACCAAGGUGACAAGGUGGGCGAGGUUGGUAAAAACUUUUUACCGGGUGUCGGCAAGGGAAAGGAUUCCGUGGAGUCGACGACAGGAGUAUCCAAUAAGACUGAAGUGGGGCCCAAGGAGGAGUCAGGAUGUGAUGAAAAAGAUUACCAGAGCCCAGUUUCUACUCUUGAUUUUCGAUUUGAAGAAUACGAUGGAGGAUCGGUCUCUUCAUUUGAUCAAAGCCUGGCUAAUACGCAGAAAACAAAGAAAAAGUUGAUGCAAAAACUGCAUCGUUUCGAGAUUUUAGCCAAAGUCAAUCCUCUGAAUUUAGACGAAUGGAUGUCAUCAACAGAUGAUAGCAGCAGUUUCAAAGAAGAAAAAGAAGGGUAUGAUGUUGAAGAAAGGGCAAUGGAGCUGUUGAGUAAUGUGAAAGUAAUGUGUUCAAUUUGGAGCUGCAAGAGCCAUGUAGAGCAGCUUCUAUUGGAUUUCUUUACAGAAGAAUUGACCGAAAACAUGAGCAGACAGUCAAUUGACGAAAAGCGUGAGAACGAGAUGAUUAAGAGAGCGAAAGCUUGGAUGAAGGAGGAGAAUAGGUCUGCCAUUGGAGGGGGAAUGGAGGUGAAUAGAGAGGGCUGUGUAAGAGAAAUGGAGAAAAGAGGAAAAUGGGAAAAAUUAGAGGAAGAGCAGGAAGAGUUAGCCUUGGAAAUUGAAAGUGAUUUGCUUGAUAUUUUAGUAGACGAGGUGUUAUCCGAUGUCUGCUCUCAUCCUCGUUGCUGAACAAAUUCCAAGGAUCAUUUCAUAUUCGAGUAAAAAAUUUUACUUGGACUUCAACCAGGACAUGCUUUGAAUCAAGCCACCGCAUUCCAUUGGUCUUGUUCAAAUGCAUAGUGAAUUACGUCCAAUUCGAAAUGAUGAGUAGGGUAGGGUAAAGAUGUUUUUACCCCCGGAAUCAAAGAGUGAAGCAGAGAAAUCAGGAAAGAGUUAAAAUUGGGUUUUAGGUGCAGCUUUUUUUGGAAGAAAUAAUUGAAGUUUUUUGACAUGUAAAGAUGAGUAGGAGGAGAAAUAAUGAGAGACGUAGCUCAUGCUGUACGUUUAGGCAGAGUCUCUUUACCAUGCCCAAGUCUUUUUCUUUUUCCUUUUCUGAUUAAGAAUUACCAUUUCCCAAAUUUUGUAAAGAAAAUGAGUGAAAAAAGUGAGUGUGCACAUUUAUGGGGCAAUUUUUAUUUUAUUAAAUAGUAUAUAAAUGUCUCAAAAUUGGAUUAGUGCU